AUGGGCGAUCCGCUCAGUGUAGCGUCCGGACUAAUCGCCGUUGUCACCGCCACACUGCAAUCAAGCAAAAUACUCUAUGAAACUAUUCAAAGCUUCCGAAAUCACCAAACCGCAGUAUUAGAUCUUGUCCGCGAGCUCGAAGGUCUUGAAUCAGUUCUCACUCCGCUACAAGAUCAUGUCCGUUCCGAUGAGACCGCGUUCUUACCGCUCAAAGCUCCCCUUAUCCAGUGUCGACAGGCAUGUCUAGAUUUCCAAAUCCUUAUCGAGCAGAACAGCAGGCGCACUCGAGCAGAGGCAAGAACAAGCUGGAGAGACUGGGCCAAGUUGAUCUACAUGAAUGGCGAUAUUACUUCUUUCAAAGAACUCUUAGCCGGUUAUAAAGGGACGAUAACUAUAGCGCUAGCUGAUGCCAACUUGCGCUCCUCCAAAGUCACCCUUCAAGUUCUGAAUGAUUACAAAAACUUGAUUUGCGACACUAAACUUGAUCUAGAGAAGCAUCUGAAAGACAUCGACUCCAAAUUGCAAGACAUUGUGUCUCAAGGCGCCACGACCGAAGCUGCUGAAGGCCAAGCCAAUCUCCGGAAAUUCGAAAGCGAAAAAGAAAGUACAGAACGGUGCCUUGAGUAUUUGAAACAUCUCCUUGAAGAAAUCAAUGGGAUGAGUUUUCAACCCGUUUCUACUGGGUCUGCCUCAAAUACUACUGUCAUAUCUGUCUCAGCAGGCAACAUGACACUUGCUGAUUCCCUCACUAUUUCCACGCUCAAGACAUGCAGCUACAACCUCUCAGACACCAUCGACCGCCUCGAAUCGCACCGUGAUAAUACCGAAGAGAAUCUCCGACGUAGGUCCUCGGUUCCAGAUUCGAAUCACAAAAUCGAUCCUGGUGCCAACCGCGAGACACUUCGAAAUGAGUUGGAAAGCACAAAACAGUGCUUGAGUAUAUCAGCAUCGGGAACGAUGGAAAACAAAUAUGCGUGUCUACACUAG
Messenger RNA from Fusarium fujikuroi IMI 58289, 987 nucleotides. RefSeq lists its product as uncharacterized. The record is from RefSeq and is a predicted model, not a curated record. Bases 1 to 987 code for a protein of 328 amino acids. The transcript has 3 exons. Lineage: Eukaryota; Fungi; Ascomycota; Sordariomycetes; Hypocreales; Nectriaceae.